AUGAUGAUGGAGGAAGAGGUGGACAGAGCAGAGACUGCAGGAUCCAGCUUUCCCUCUGUGAGGAGUGAUGGGUCCAAAGCUGACCCUCCAUACUUCAGUAAUGAAUCUGGACCUACAAGACUGAAUGAAGUUCACAAGAAGAUGAUGAUGGAGGAAGAGGUGGACAGAGCAGAGACCGCAGGAUCCAGCUGUUCGUCUGUGAGGAGUGAUGGGUCCAAAGCUGACCCUCCAUACUUCAGUAAUGAAUCUGGACCAACAAGAGUGGACCAGCAGAGCUCAGAGGUUCCCAGAGAUCAGUCUGCCCAGCAGCUUCAAACACAGCUGGACUCCAUAUUUAUGCUGCUGGAGGACAACAUCAUCACUUUUGUGAAAGACGAGCUGAAGAAGAUCCAGAAGGUUCUGAGUCCAGAUUACCCAGACUGCUUAGAGAGUCAGAUGGAGAAUGAUGAGCAGUGGAAGAGCAGCAGAGAGGCAUUUGUGAAGAUCAUGCUGGACUUCCUCAGGAGAAUGAAGCAGGAGGAGCUGGCUGACCAUCUGCAGAGCAAACAUGUUGCUGGAGUUUGUUAUUGUAACCUUAAAUCCACCCUGAAGAAGAAGUUCCAGUGUGUGUUUGAGGGGAUCACUAAAGCAGGAAACCCAACCCUUCUGAAUCAGAUCUACACAGAGCUCUACAUCACAGAGGGAGGGACUGCAGAGGUCAAUGAUGAACAUGAGGUCAGACAGAUUGAAACAGCAUCCAGGAAACCAGCCAGACCAGAAACAACAAUCAGACAAGAAGACAUCUUUAAAGCCUCUCCUGGAAGAGAUGAACCAAUCAGAACAGUGCUGACAAAGGGAGUGGCUGGCAUUGGGAAAACAGUCUUAACACAGAAAUACACCCUGGACUGGGCUGAAGACAAAGCCAACCAGGACAUCCAGUUCAUAUUUCCACUCACUUUCAGAGAGCUGAAUGUGCUGAAAGAGGAAAAGUUUAGCUUGGUGGAACUUGUUCAUCACUUCUUUACUGAAACCAAAGAAGCAGGAAUCUGCAGCUUUGAAGACUUCCAGGUCGUGUUCAUCUUUGAUGGUCUGGAUGAGUGUCGACUUCCUCUGGACUUCCACAAAACUACAAUCCUAACUGACCCCAGAAAGUCCACCUCAGUGGAUGUGCUGCUGAUAAACCUCAUCAGGGGGAAACUGCUUCCCUCUGCUCACCUCUGGAUAACCACACGACCUGCAGCAGCCAAUCAGAUCCCUGCUGACUGUGUUGGCAUGGUGACAGAGGUCAGAGGGUUCACUGACCCACAGAAGGAGGAGUACUUCAAGAAGAGAUUCAGAGAUGAGGAGCAGUCCAGCAGGAUCAUCUCCCACAUCAAGACAUCACGAAGCCUCCACAUCAUGUGUCACAUCCCAGUCUUCUGCUGGAUCAUUGCUACAGUUCUGGAGGAUGUGCUGGAAACCAGAGAGGGAGGACAGCUGCCCAAGACCCUGACUGAGAUGUACAUCCACUUCCUGGUUGUUCAGGCCAAAGUGAAGAAGGUCAAGUAUGAUGGGGGAGCUGAGACAGAUCCACACUGGAGUCCAGAGAGCAGGAAGAUGAUUGAGUCUCUGGGAAAACUGGCUUUUGAUCAGCUGCAGAAAGGAAACCUGAUCUUCUAUGAAUCAGACCUGACAGAGUGUGGCAUCGAUAUCAGAGCAGCCUCAGUGUACUCAGGAGUGUUCACACAGAUCUUUAAAGAGGAGAGAGGACUGUACCAGGACAAGGUGUUCUGCUUCAUCCAUCUGAGUGUUCAGGAGUUUCUGGCUGCUCUUCAUGUCCAUCUGACCUUCAUCAACUCUGGACUCAAUCUGCUGGAAGAACAACAGACAACCUCCUGGUGGUUUAGAUUAAUUGGUAUACCAAACCUAGAGUCUCUCCAUCAAAGUGCUGUGAACAAGGCCUUACAGAGUCCAAAUGGACACCUGGACUUGUUCCUCCGCUUCCUCCUGGGUCUUUCACUGGAGACCAAUCAGACACUCUUAAAAGGCCUGCUAACACAGACAGGAAGUAACUCGCAGACCAAUCAGGAAACAGUUCAGUACAUCAAGGAGAACCUCAGUGAGAAUCUGUCUGCAGAAAAAAGCAUCAAUCUGUUCCACUGUCUGAAUGAACUGAAUGAUUGUUCUCUAGUGGAGGAGAUCCAACAGUCCCUGAGAUCAGGAAGUCUUUCCACAGAUAAACUUUCUCCUGCUCAGUGGUCAGCUCUGGUCUUCAUCUUACUGUCAUCAGAAAAAGAUCUGGAUGUGUUUGACCUGAAAAAAUACUCUGCAUCAGAGGAGGCUCUUCUGAGGCUGCUGCCAGUGGUCAAAGCCUCAAACAAAGCUCUGCUGAGUGGCUGUAACCUUUCAGAGAGAAGCUGUGAAGCUCUGUCCUCAGUUCUCAGCUCUCAGUCCUCCAGUAUACAAGAGCUGGACCUGAGUAAUAACAAUCUACAGGAUGCAGGAGUGAAUAUUUUGUGUGCUGGAGUGAAGAGUCCAAACUGUAAACUGGAAAUUCUCAGACUCUGUGGCUGUAACCUGUCAGAGAGAAGCUGUGAAGCUCUGUCCUCAAUUCUCAGCUCUCCGUCCUCAAUCCUGAGAGAGCUUGAUCUGAAUAAUAAUGGCCUCAAGGAAUCAGGAGUGAAUCUUCUGUCUGCUGGAGUGGAAAGCCCACACUGUAAAUUGGGAAUUCUAAGGUUGGAGCCUUCUGGAGUCCGAUGGUUAAGACCAGGACUGAGGAAGUAUUCCUGUCAACUCACAAUUGACACAAACACAGUACACACAAACCUCCAACUGUCUGACAACAACAAGAAGGUGACACAUGUGGAGGAGGUUCAGUCAUAUCCUGAUCAUCCAGACAGAUUCGAUGUUCGUCCUCAGCUGCUGUGUAGAAAUGGUCUGACUGGUCGUUGUUACUGUGAGGUCGAGUUUAGAGGAAAGGCUGAGAUAUCAUUGAGUUACAGAAGAAUCAGAAGGAAAGGAAACGGCACUGAGUGUGUGUUUGGACUGAAUGAUCAGUCCUGGAGUCUGUACUGCUCUGAUAAUAGUCCUUAUUCUAUCUGGCACAAAAAGAUAAAAAAAUCUAUCUCCUCCUCCUCUGUCUCUAACAGAGUAGCGGUGUAUGUGGACUGUCCUGCUGGCACUCUGUCCUUCUACAGAGUCUCCUCUGACACUCUGAUCCACCUCCACACUUUCAACACCACAUUCACUGAACCUCUUUAUCCUGGAUUUAGAGUCUGUCCUGGUUCGUCAGUGUCCCUGUGCUGA
Pelmatolapia mariae (spotted tilapia) is the source of this 3264-nucleotide messenger RNA. RefSeq names its product NLR family CARD domain-containing protein 3-like. Bases 1 to 3264 code for a protein of 1087 amino acids. Gene Ontology annotation, molecular function: protein binding. The transcript is spliced from 9 exons. The record is from RefSeq and is a predicted model, not a curated record. Lineage: Eukaryota; Metazoa; Chordata; Actinopteri; Cichliformes; Cichlidae. Gene Ontology annotation, biological process: intracellular signal transduction.